GUUGUUUUUACGGCGUGUGUCGUGAUCGCUGACGUCGCGCGGUAUGUGGAAAGUGGCAAUGUCGGAGGAGGUGGGAAAGGCGAUCCAGUCCGUGGCCGAGCGGGUGAAGCAGGCUGCUGCACGCCGGCAGAAGACUCUGCCCUCUGUCUCUCCUCGCCUCGUCGCUGUCAGUAAAACCAAACCUCCUGAGAUGGUGGUGGAGGCCUACAGGCACGGACAGCGCAACUUUGGAGAAAACUACGUAAACGAACUCGUCGACAAAGCUUCAGAUCCUCUUAUUUUAGAAUCCUGUCCAGACAUCAAAUGGCACUUCAUCGGACAUCUUCAGAAAAAUAAUGUCAACAAACUCUUAGGAGUUCCAAACCUGUUCUUGGUUGAGACAGUGGACUCGGUGAAGUUGGCCGAUAAAGUGAACAGUUCCUGGGAGAGGAUCCGAGGAGGCAGCCCCCAAAAGCUUCAGAUCAUGGUCCAAAUCAACACCAGCGGAGAGCAGAGUAAACAUGGGCUCCCCCCUGAGGACACAGUGUCCACAGUGAAACACAUCGUCUCUCGCUGCAGUGCUCUUCACUUCACUGGACUCAUGACCAUCGGUCGCUACGGCUACGACCUCACCCUCGGACCCAACCCUGAUUUCCAGAUGCUGAUCAGUCGGAGGCAGGAGGUAUGUGAGAGCCUGAAGUUGCCUGUGGAGGAGGUGGAGCUCAGUAUGGGGAUGUCCACAGACUUUGAACAUGCUAUUGAAGUUGGCUCCACAAAUGUUCGUGUUGGGAGCAUCAUCUUUGGAAACAGAGAGUAUCCGAACAGCGCCGCCAACACUCCGACCCCCAGCCCCGAGAAGACAUCCAAAGUGGUGUGUGAGGAGGCGGCCCGCAAAAUGCAACAGCACCUCACUGUGUCCGACCACUGACACUACAGCGACAGGAUUAACUUCACCUAAACUACUGAGCUGACUGAGCAGAGCCAGGGCACAGCGACGUUAACACACUUUAGAGAUGUCACGUUUCUAUGAGUCACAUUUUUAGGAUAAUUUUAACAGGAAUCACAGGGUCCUUCACGAUUCGAUACAAUUGAUACUUCAUAGUAACACUACGCUGGGGGUGUUCUACGUGUAUUUGUCUGGCUGAACAUUCAUCAGUUACCGUGGUGAUACAGUGCACACAACGGCAAACAGCCAAAAAUGUUAUAAAACAAAAUGGAUUUAAAGAGCACAUUUUCAGGAGCCUGUGAUCAGUCUGAGCGUUCAUGGUCUGGUUUAGGAGUUUGAUUUUCAAGCUGUUAGCUAAUUCUAGAUGACAUCAUCUGUAAAGUAUCAAUAAUUAAUAAAGCUCACGAUAUCGAUACUUGACCAUAUAUUAGAACUAGUACUAGAAUGGUUUGGCUUUAGCGCAGGAUGUCUAACAAUAUCACUAUUUUCUAAGCGUAAGCAUUUUUAUUGGUUUGUACAGUUUUUAUGUCCCAAUAACCUAAUAAUUGCCUGAACUCCAGGACACAUGCUUGUCCAGUAUUUACAAAGAUGUGACUCUGGCCACCACUGAAUUUCUCUGAGUUCAAGGAAGUGUGAUUGACAGGUGGAUUAGCCAAUCAGGGACAUACAUGCUGUCUGUAUCAAAACAAAUAUGUCUGCUUAUGAGGGACAAAAAAGGACAAAGACAUCACAGGAGCCUGAAAACCAUGGAGGAUUUCUACAGAAUCAAUGAGUGAAGCACUAAACUCUGUUCAAAAUGAUGUUGACCAAUGACACAUGCGUCACUGAAAUGAGCAAAUCUGAUUGGACGAUGGUGCCAAAAACUAGUUUGGGAAAAUAUUAAAAAAUAUAUUGUAAUGAACUGAUAGAGGUCUGUGAAAUCACUACGAUGUCAACUUAACAAAAGUCUUAAUUCACUUGGUUACGUUGUAAAAUGGUGGUACUGUGGCAGAGUGGUUAGCCCUCCUGCCUCACAACAAAACUGUCCCAACUGGGUCCUGUAUGAAUCUAUAGUAUCAAACUAUGUUCUUAGGGGUGGGACAAGAUACAUUUUCCACAAAACGAGCCGAGACAUGAGACUGGUUCUACGAGCAUGAGGCAAGACGAGAUUUUGACAUUAUAAUAUUAGAAUAUAUUUAAUUCAUGAAUUGUGUGAUCUAGUUCCCAAUUUUGGCCUCAAAAUUUCUGAUAAAUGGUCACGUUUUUCUAUAGCGCUUUUCCACCUUCAAGGCACUCAAAGCGCUUUACAACAAGGAACCACUCACCCAUUCAUAGACCAGUGUACGCAGACACUGUGGGCAAGGUGGGUUAAGUGUCUUGCCCAAGGACACAACGGCAGCAUUCAUCUGUGGGAGCUGGAAUCACAAAAGCCAACCUGUGGGUCAGUGGAUCUGACCACUCAACCUGUGAUGUUUAUGUCAAGAGCUGGAAUCAAACCACCAACCUUCAGAUUAGAGGGCAAAUGCUCUACCAACUGAACUACUGCUGCACCAUUUUUGAUUUAUUUUAUUUAAUAUUUUUGCUGACAUAGUUUUUUGUCUCACGAGAGCUUAUCCCAUCCCUAAGUCUUUGAUUUCUAUAUUGUUUUUAUAGCCUGGCCUGCCAAGACUGCACACUUUUGUUUCACAUCAGAAUAAGGUCUAAACAGUGACAUUUUUUCAUCAUUAUUGUAAAAAAAUGGGACAUGUUUAGAUGUGUACAGCUUAAGCCUUAGCCCGAUGAGUUGUGCUCUUUUAACAUGCUGUACAGAUUUAGAAUGGACUUUGAUUAAUUUACUUUAGGCUGAAAUCUUCCAUCUUUAAUUUGUCUAGCUUACCUAAGGCCAAUGAGUGACUUAUCUUGAAUACACGAGUAGACAGAACUCAGACGCUGUAGCUACAGUUUGAGAAAAAUCAUAUUUUUAACUAAAGAAAAUGCACUGCAAAAAAUAUAUUUCUACAAGGGUUAAAAUUCAAAAUAUUAACCUGGAUUUGAACAAAUUUUACUAGAUUUAUUCACUUUUAUUUAACUUCAUAAUAAAGGAACAAAGUGCUUUCCUUCUUUAAGGGAGUACAGUAGAAUGCAUUUAAAGGCACACUAUGUAACAUCUGCUUGCCUUCUUUGAGAUAGUAUUACUUUGCUUAGAAAUGUUCCACAGUAUGCCAUUACACUUGUAUAUCCAUAUAGACGAGCAGGUGCCAAAUUCUGGUCUAGUCAGAUCUGUGGAGAGGUGACCCCGCUCAAUAGUCAGAUUUCAUAUUUUUCCAAUGUUUUUUUUAGGAUUAAACACCCAUAAUUGAAUACAUGCAAAAUGGUUUAAUGCUAUACUGUGGUACCUUCUAGGCAAAUGAUGAUUUCCGUGGAGAUUAAGCAGGUCUACCAGAAAGUUCUAUAGUGCAUCUUUAAGUAAUUCUGUGUAGAUGUAUAUUUUUGCAGUGUGGCCAUUACAUUUUGUACAUAUUAAAAACCCAUCACUGCUCAACUGUCGUCAUGUCAAAUGUCCCAGAGCUCGCCGGAUUUGAACCAGCGCUCUGUUUUUGUUGUACAGGUGUAAAAAAGGCUUAAAUGCUCCCUCUUUGUGCUUUAUUAGGCCUUUUAGAGGAUGGGAGGGCAUCUGACACACAGGGAUACAGGAGGAGGGAGGGCAUCUGACACAAAUUGAAUACCGUCUAAAAGCUCUGAUUUAGCAUAAUAUGGGAGUUUUGUACAUAGAGGCGGGUGAUAUGACAGCUUUUACUGAGAACAAUGCUGAUUUAUUUCUUAAUUCCAAACAUUGGAAAACCCAAAUUAUAAUAAACCUGGCCACCAUGGUUUGUUAUAAUUUGGGUUUUGUGUCAAGACUGUUAUCCAAUCAGGAAGCAGAAUGAGCCUCACAUUUGUGUUUCCAGUUUCAAUGGUGAAAUCCAGUUGGUUUAAACCUAAAAUCUGAAUGGGCUCUAACUAAAGCCCAGCACCUGCACCAGUUAUGAGUCCGUGCUAGUGCAAAAUUCUGGAGAUUCUGAGCUUCACGUGAGGCCUGUCCAUAAACUGAGAAUGAGAUAAAUGCAGGAUGUGUCUCUCUGCAGGUGAAGGCUCUGGAGACACGGGGAACUAAAGUGUGAGUAAUGUUUGUCAUAUGGCCCCUCUCUAUCACCACAGAUCCCUUUAUAAAGAGGCGUAGUAUUUCCUUUGUUUUGUAAGGUGUUUGUGAGUGGUCAAAUCUUUAUUCUUGAUAUUAAAAACAAAAGCGUGCUUUGUUUAAAACGUUGAAGUCUCGUAAAAGUGUGGUUGUGUCUGCGCUGUGGAGCUAUGCAAAGAUGUACAGAGACAUUUGUGUCAAAGGAGAGUGUCCAAAAUGGGCUAGAAAUAAAAGAUUUUAAGGUUA
This is a messenger RNA of Boleophthalmus pectinirostris (great blue-spotted mudskipper), 4307 nucleotides long. RefSeq names its product pyridoxal phosphate binding protein (gene plpbp). NCBI's taxonomy places the organism in Eukaryota, Metazoa, Chordata, Actinopteri, Gobiiformes, Gobiidae. Gene Ontology annotation, molecular function: pyridoxal phosphate binding. Gene Ontology annotation, cellular component: intracellular anatomical structure. The transcript has 8 exons. Bases 44 to 907 code for a protein of 287 amino acids. The record is from RefSeq and is a predicted model, not a curated record.